This is a messenger RNA of Hibiscus syriacus, 357 nucleotides long. RefSeq names its product dof zinc finger protein DOF5.3-like. Bases 1 to 357 code for a protein of 118 amino acids. NCBI's taxonomy places the organism in Eukaryota, Viridiplantae, Streptophyta, Magnoliopsida, Malvales, Malvaceae. The record is from RefSeq and is a predicted model, not a curated record. Gene Ontology annotation, molecular function: DNA binding; DNA-binding transcription factor activity. Gene Ontology annotation, biological process: regulation of DNA-templated transcription. The transcript has a single exon.
AUGCAGCCACCGCAUGAUCGGAGGUUGAAACCGUUGCCGGCGGCGGCUGGCGAGAGUAACCAACAGCAGUUACCUCAAAAGUGUCCUCGUUGUGACUCGGUGAACACAAAGUUUUGUUACUACAACAAUUAUAGCCUCUCUCAACCUCGUUAUUUCUGCAAGGGUUGCAGGAGGUACUGGACUCAAGGUGGAACCCUGAAGAACGUGCCCGUUGGCGGGUGGUUGCCGGAAAGGAAACGCUCGAAGGUCCCUUCUUCCGGUGAAAAUUCAGGUUCGUUUCAGCCGCAGAUUCAAGUACAAACACCACAACAAGAAGCUCAAAAACAAACUGUUGUCUCUUCUUCAGGGGAUCAUUGA